Molecule: messenger RNA, 2016 nt
Organism: Chrysoperla carnea
Lineage: Eukaryota; Metazoa; Arthropoda; Insecta; Neuroptera; Chrysopidae
Gene: Rep
Product: rab proteins geranylgeranyltransferase component A 1
Exons: 8
Coding region: 67-1914 (615 amino acids)
Biological process (GO): vesicle-mediated transport; intracellular protein transport; protein geranylgeranylation
Cellular component (GO): cytoplasm; nucleus; Rab-protein geranylgeranyltransferase complex
Molecular function (GO): GDP-dissociation inhibitor activity
Source: RefSeq, a predicted model, not a curated record
GUGACAAGUGAGUGACAGUACAUCUAAAAACAAAAAGAAGAAAAAAUAGUGAUAAAUAUAAAUAAAAUGAAUGAAGAAUUACCUUCGGAAUUUGAUAUAAUUAUAGUCGGCACUGGUUUAUCAGAAUCAAUUAUUGCUGCUGCUGCCAGCCGAAUUGGGAAAAAAGUAUUACAUGUAGACAAUAAUGAUUAUUAUGGUGAUUUAUGGGCAUCAUUCAAUUUAGAAGGGCUUCAAAAAUUUAUUGAACAAUGUAAACAAUCAGACUUGUCUAAGACUAAUGAUGAAAUACCAUCUGAUAUUGAAGAUGGAGAAAUAUUUAUUCCAGCAUAUUCUAACAAACUUAUUCAAAAUGUCGUUGAGGAAUGGUUCAUUCCUGAGAAAAGUGACUUACUAAGUGAUGCUCUUCAAAAAUGUAAACUAACUCAAACUAAUGUCGAUGGUGAACCUAAAUUUGAGGGGGAAAGUCAUGGAGACAAUGAAAAAGUAGAUACACUGGAGUCAACCGACUCAAUUCAACCUCCCGAAGGACCUCGUUAUGUACAAAAUAAUGAAUGGACACAAGAAAAAAUUAUGAAAGAUUAUAGAAAAUUUAGUAUUGAUUUAACUCCAAAGUUACUUUACGCACGUGGCUCAUUAGUCGAUUUAUUAAUAUCGUCAAAUAUUGCUAGAUAUGCAGAAUUUCGUAAUGUGAGUCGUGUAUUAACAUGGCAAGCAGAAACACAUCUUCAAGAAGUACCAUGUUCACGAUCUGACGUAUUUGCGACAAAGCAAGUAAGUGUCGUUGAAAAGCGAAUGCUAAUGAAACUAGUAAAUGAUAUUUUAAAAAGUGAUAACGAUAAACGAUGGGAGAAAGACGAAUAUACAAAAUCAUCAUUUAAAGAAUUUUUAGAAAAGUAUAAGCUAACACCAAAUGUUAUUCAUUACGUAUUGUAUACGAUGGCAGCGUCAACACGUGAAACACGAUUUACAGAUGGUUUAGUUAGGAUGAAAAAAUUUUUGAACAGUUUAGGCCGUUAUGGUAACACACCAUUUUUAUGGACUAUGUAUGGUAGCGGUGAAAUGCCUCAAUGUUUUUGUAGAUUAUGUGCAGUUUUUGGUGGAACAUAUUGUUUAAAUCGUCCAGUAAAAGGUAUAAUACUUGAUGAUAAAAAUAAUACUCAAGGUAUAUAUAUUGGAAAACAAAAAAUUAAAGCACCAACUAUUGUGAUGGGAAUUGAAAAAGCACCUGAGAAAUAUUUACUGCUUAACUUUCAAAAUGUAUCACAUUGUGUGUUUAUUAUUAACAAAUCUAUAAAAAAUUGUGAUAAAGAGAAUUUAACAUAUUUACGAUUUCCGCCAUUAAUCGGAAAAUAUCCUUGUAAUAUUAUUGAAGUUGGACCAGCCGCAAGUGCUUGCCCCAAUAACUUGUAUUUACUUUAUAUGUACAAAAUACAAGAGAAUCCAAAUAUAAAAGAAGAUUUACAACCAUACGUUUCAAAAUUAUUGAACACAGAGUAUGUGGAAACAACGGCAACUCAAAGUACUCAAACACACAAGAAUAACGAAACAUUUGAAUCUGCUUCAAUACAAAAAGAAAACACUUUACCACAAGCUUUAUGGGCAUUUUAUUACAACAUACCUGACAUGAGUUCAACAAAUCUUAAAACAAACGUGCCAAAUAAUUUUUAUCUAUGCGCGGGUCCAGAUCACGAAAUCGACUACGAAUUCGCUGUACAUCAGGCAAAAGAAAUUUUUUCUGAAAUAUAUCCAAAUGAAGAAUUCUUACCGAGGGCUCCAGAUCCAGAGGAAAUUGUAUUAGAAGGUGAGGAGACAAAUACUGAAGAAAAUACUUUAGAAGAUGAAAAUAAUGAUGGUGAUAAGAUUUCUACAACUGAAGAAAAUGUUUCCCAAGCAGAGGAAGUAACUGAAGAUUAAUUUAAUAUAAUAAAAAAUUGUUUUUACCAUACUUUUUUGUACAGAUUAAAAUUAUAAAUUUAAUGCAAAAAUUAAUAGUCACUUCGCCAUGUUCACUUCACU